Molecule: messenger RNA, 816 nt
Organism: Stereum hirsutum FP-91666 SS1
Lineage: Eukaryota; Fungi; Basidiomycota; Agaricomycetes; Russulales; Stereaceae
Exons: 4
Coding region: 1-816 (271 amino acids)
Source: RefSeq, a predicted model, not a curated record
AUGUUCAGCACAAAUGCAUCUUCCUCUGCGGACUAUGUUCCCCUUAUCACCACUGUGAACCAGUCGGAAGACCGACGAUGGAAGGAAUCUUCUCGUCCGGAAGCAGCACAGACUUCCGCAACUCAGUGGAUUUUGACCGCCUUGAUUUCUAUUGUGGCCAUAUCUUCCGCGUUGUUCUCUUUCAACCUAUCUAGUGCUCCGUCUCUGCCGCUAGACCCUGCUGGCCUCGAAAAACUGAAGCCUUAUCCUAACUUGGAGAAAACCUCGGAGUUAUUUUCCGAAAAGAAUGCACCGAAGACAUGGUUUCCAAAUACAAUCGUCCAUACUAGCUCAGUUGAACCAGACAAGCUCAGUACUCCUAGUAGUCACGUUCUUCUCAGUUCGACGGAGUCGACCUUCUUCCGCUGGUCAACCUCUUUCCAAGAAUAUGCCCUCUGCUACAUCACCGCCUUUGUUAGCAAUGCUUCUACUCUCGCCUCAAGUACGAAAUCAUUCACAUCUACAGGCAACAUCUCUGCUCUCGAAGUCUGGAACGUCACUUCCAUAUCAUCCUCCCAGUUUAAGUCCGGGUUUACCUGGUCUACUCGUCCCCGGCGUCUCAACCUCAUAGGCACCACGAAUUUCUCAUCCGAGCACGCUAGAGAAGGGGAGAUGGGUUGGCAGCUGAAGCCUCCGACCCCGCGGUUUGAGUGUGGCGGGACGAGGGAGACCAUGAUCGAGGUGGCCUGCCCAGAAGAGGCUGCUGGAUGUAAGCUGGAAUUUGAGCAGGUAUUUUCCGAGCCGGCGUUAUCGUUUGAUUUGCAGGAGCUUCGUUGA